AUGAGCAGGUUCACAGCAUUUGACGCUUUUUUGGACGACGACAAUACCCCGUAUAUUGGGAUAAACACAUUGCUCGAGAUGGAUGUGACCGGGGAGGAGGAGACCCCAACAGAAACAGGAAAUUCAGGCGAUUUGUUUACAAAGUUUUCAAACUCACAAUCGUCUUCAGACGAUGCUGAAGACGAGAAGCAAGACGAGGAAGUAGCACUCUUUACGCCGAGUGGAAGAUUCACACCUGAAAUUACCGAAAAGCCUUUCGCGUUGAAAAGAGAGACGCCCUCUGUCGAUUUUGUGAGAAUGAAAAAAUCACCAAGUCUUAGCAUCCAGAAAAGAGGCCCACAAAACUCUUUCACUUCUUCGAUGCCGAAUUUCCCAUAUGUCGCGCCGUACUUUUUCAUGUCCCCGAUUAGUCACAACUUGAGCGUAGAAAGUCAGACCGAACACCAACAGAAACAGGUCAAAUAUGGAACAAAACCAUGCAUUUUCUUUAUGCAGAACGGCUAUUGUAAGAAAGGAGAUAACUGCACGUUUUCGCAUGACGUGUCGACAACACACAGCACAAACACUUCGCCACAAAAACAGUUUGUUUCGGUCGAUAAACUGUACAGGACAAAGCCGUGCAAAUACUUUUUCGAGACAGGCACGUGUAGAAAGGGUGAGCACUGCAACUUUUCACAUGAUUUGAGCCUUCGAGAUGAAUAUUUGAAAGGGAACUACUAG
This is a messenger RNA of Entamoeba invadens IP1, 720 nucleotides long. RefSeq lists its product as hypothetical. The record is from RefSeq and is a predicted model, not a curated record. The transcript is spliced from 2 exons. Lineage: Eukaryota; Evosea; Mastigamoebida; Endamoebidae. Gene Ontology annotation, molecular function: metal ion binding; mRNA binding. Bases 1 to 720 code for a protein of 239 amino acids.